This is a messenger RNA of Metarhizium album ARSEF 1941, 2370 nucleotides long. RefSeq names its product Rab-GAP/TBC domain protein. The transcript is spliced from 4 exons. Bases 1 to 2370 code for a protein of 789 amino acids. Gene Ontology annotation, biological process: activation of GTPase activity. NCBI's taxonomy places the organism in Eukaryota, Fungi, Ascomycota, Sordariomycetes, Hypocreales, Clavicipitaceae. Gene Ontology annotation, molecular function: GTPase activator activity. The record is from RefSeq and is a predicted model, not a curated record.
AUGAGUGACGAUGAAGAGGGCGGCUAUGACACCAUCACACAUACCGAGACGGGACGAGGCGUGAAGCUGCUCUUCUCCAAGAGCAAGGUCUACAUCCACCCGACUCCUUCAGCAAAAGACAAUAUACCAGGCUACAUGGCGCUGCUGCAACAAAAGCCGCCGACUGGACGCCCGACAUCCUCCUCCUCUCACGAGUCCAAGGCUCCCGGCUCAUCCGAUCUUUUGUUGGCCUGGGUUCCCGAGUCAGCUCUCGGAGACUCGGCGAGCAUCUACGUCAAAGUCGAUCUCUGCGAUGGCGACUCGCCACCCAAGCAGUCCUACCUCGUGCCCCCUCCGCCCACCGUCACAUCACAUAGCGGUUCGGUAGGCGGUUAUUCCUUUGCCAUCCCCGUCAGCGCCAUAUACUCUCUGCUUGUGCGGCCUCCGAGCCUAGGAUGGUGGUAUGGCUCCAUCGUCAUCAAUUCCAGAGCUGGGGACAGCUUCCCCGCGCUGUUCUUCCACGACAACGAGUGCCAGAGCACCAUUCUACAGAAGAAGAAGCUGGCCCGGGAUAACUUCGAUCCAUUUGGUGAAUCUGGACAGGUGUUCUGGGGAGCAGACGAAGUGCUGCGAUGGCUGAAGCGAUACGUCAAGACGGAACGUUCAGGUGCCGAACCUAACAUCUAUCUUGUGGAGCCCAGCAAGGACGACCUAGAAGCUUUCGGCCCCGGGGCCGACGGUGUGUCGAAGCAGACCAUGCCCGGCAACAAUGCUGCUGGGAGCAGUCGCGACGCCCAAGCGGAUCCGUUUGUCAAGUUUGUCAAGGAAACCGGCUGGCACAUUAUGAAUCAGUUCAGCAAGGUCACAACGUUUACCAGGAGGGCGGCUCAAGACUUUGCAGAGAAUAAUAAUUUGCCUCCCCAGGUGAAGAGGCUGCUGAGGAACCCCGAAGUGCAGACCCUCCAGGAUGAGUUUGACAGCGCGAGGAUUUAUCUUGCCCGCUGGGCCAUGGGCAUGGCGGAGCAAAGCGAGAGGGAUCGACGGGGACGAAUCUGGACCGUCAAGGACGUCGUCGAUCUGGAAGACACGGACGUGGGGGAGUUUGAGCUGCUCCAAGGAGCGAGCGCCCUUUCCCUGGAAGAGAGACGGAAACCCGUCACCAUGGCGGAGUGGGAGACGUUUUACGACCCCGAGACCGGCCGGUUGUCCUUGACCGUAGACGAGGUCAAGGAACGCGUCUUUCACGGCGGUCUCGACGCCGAGGACGGCGUUCGCAAGGAAGCCUGGCUGUUCCUCCUGGGCGUAUACGAGUGGUACGGGACCGCCGACGAACGAAAGGCGCAGAUCGCCUCACUGCGCGAUCAAUACUACCGGCUGAAGCACUCUUGGUGGGAGAGACUCGCGGGCGACGGGGGCGAAGGCGAGACGGGCGACUGGUGGCGGGAACAGAGAGGCAGGAUCGAAAAAGACGUCCACCGAACAGACCGCACCGUGCCCAUCUUCCAGGGAGAAGAUGCACCCCAUCCGGACCCCAACUCGCCCUUUGCCGACGUCGGCACCAACGUCCACCUGGAGCAGAUGAAGGAAAUGCUCCUCACGUACAACGAGCACAACAAGGACCUGGGCUACGUCCAAGGCAUGUCGGACCUGCUGUCGCCCAUCUACGCAGUCAUCCAGGACGACGCCAUCGCCUUCUGGGGGUUCCAGAAGUUCAUGGAGCGCAUGGAGCGCAACUUCCUGCGCGACCAGUCGGGCAUGCGCGGCCAACUGCUCACGCUGGACCAGCUCGUGAACUUCAUGGACCCCAAGCUGUGGAACCACCUGCAGUCGGCGGACAGCACCAACUUCUUUUUCUUCUUCCGCAUGAUCCUCGUGUGGUACAAGCGCGAGUUUGCGUGGGUAGACAUCCUGCGCCUGUGGGAGGGCCUGUGGACGGACUACCUGAGCGCCGAGUUUCACAUCUUUGUCGCGCUGGCGAUCCUGGACAAGCACAGGGACGUCAUCAUGGGCCAUCUCAAAGCCUUUGACGAGGUCCUCAAGUACGUCAACGAGCUCUCCAACACCAUGGAUCUCGAAUCAACUCUCAUCCGGGCAGAAGGCCUGUUCCGCAAAUUCCAACGCCUGGUAGAGGCCGUCGACAAGAAGCAGAACUUUCCCGGACCCAGAGCGGGCUCCCCGGCCCAGGAGCCACGGCCACGCUCACAAGCACAAGCACAAGCACAAGCAUACGCACAGGCACAGGCACAGGCACAAACGUCACCCGAGGGCAGAGAAGCAGAGACGCAGCAAAAGAUCAUCUCACACGAACUAAGACGUCUCCUGAGCAAAAAGGUAGAGGUCCUGCCUCGCAAGACGGUCGCACAAAGGGGCGACGGGAUGCCAGGGAAGUAA